AUGCAUCUCACCAGUCUUCUUGCUGCAUCCGCCUCGCUCAUCGCCCUGAGCUAUGCCGCCGACCCGCUUGCUUUCACUGCUUGGCCCAAAGAUCUGCAGGCCGGCAAGCCGGUGACUCUGACCUGGGCUGGCGCUGUUCCUGAUCAGCCGGUGACUCUGACUCUGCGCAAAGGCAACGCUGGCAACCUGGAUGACGUCGAGACCAUCACGGACCAGGCCAAGGAUGGCACUUUCACCUGGACUCCCGGCGACAAUGUGAAAGCUGGCGAGAGCUAUGCCUUCCAGGUGACUCAGGGCGGCCAGUCUAACUACUCCGGCCUGCUCAAGGCGGCGGGCAACCCAGCGGCGGCAUCAGAUUCGACCAAGACUGGUACGGCAGCGACUGCAGCCACCGCUGGCACGACUGCUACCAACUCCCAGACCAACUCCCAGUCCCAGACUCAGUCGACUGGCACGACCAGCAAACCUCUAAUCAGUUCCUCCGCCGGAAUCACUCCCUCCAGCACCCCGGCCUCGACCACCGUGACCCACUCCGUAACUGCCGAGGUGCCCUUCGCCACAGAGAGUGACCUGGCGGACAAGAAGGCCUCUUCAAGUGGCGGGAACCAGGACGGCGCUGCCUCUCUCUGCUCUUACUCGCGGGGGCUACUCUUGGGGGCUGUCGGUCUGUUGGUAUAUCUGAUCCAGUAA
This is a messenger RNA of Penicillium macrosclerotiorum, 690 nucleotides long. Its product is annotated as GPI anchored serine-threonine rich family protein. Lineage: Eukaryota; Fungi; Ascomycota; Eurotiomycetes; Eurotiales; Aspergillaceae. Bases 1 to 690 code for a protein of 229 amino acids. The transcript has 2 exons. The record is from RefSeq and is a predicted model, not a curated record.